AUGUAUUCAUCACUUUUCAUCGUCGCAUUGGUGGGUUUCGCCGCCGCCAAGACUGAUUUAUCUGGUUGCGUCUCUUCAUUGACAAAGGACGUUUAUGGGGAAGCAUCUGUGCUCUACUAUGUUCCAGGAAGUGGUGAAAUCUGCGCUUUCAUUGACUGCGGCGGCGGUCGCGCCCCCCCAAAGACAACAGUCCCGGGUUGCGCUGCCUAUUCAGGGACAGCGACUUACUCCCCAAGUUAUCUUCAGCUGAACGGAGCAGCGUCCACAACAGCCGCCUCUAGCACUGCUUCAGGCUUUGCUCGGUCAAGUUACGCUUCAAGCUUUGCUCAGUCAAGUGCCAUGAUCACGGGAAAGACGACUUCAGCCGCAAUUUCGUCCCAAACAUCGGUUGUCAGCUCAGCUUUCGGCUCGGCGUCUGACUCUGUUUCAUCAGCACUUCCAUCUUCUACUAGUGCGCCUGGCAGCACAAUCACAUCAUCUGCGUCUGCUUCCCCCUCAGCAUCCGGAUCUGGAGCUUCUUCGGGAUCUGGUACCGCGUCUGGCAGCUUGAAUGCCUCUGUCUCUUCGCCUUCGGGAUCGUCAACUUCUGCCGCGUCGGGCAGCUUGAACACCAGCUCUUCGUCUUCUGGAUCGUCAACUUCUACCGGAUUAGCAGGUGCCGCAUCAACUACGCCGAAUGCGGCUGCCGCCAACUCGGUCCAUGGCCUCGUUGGUGCCGUUGCAGCAGGAUUUGCAUUCCUUCUGUAA
Lachnellula hyalina is the source of this 747-nucleotide messenger RNA. RefSeq lists its product as uncharacterized. The record is from RefSeq and is a predicted model, not a curated record. The coding region runs from base 1 to 747 and encodes 248 amino acids. NCBI's taxonomy places the organism in Eukaryota, Fungi, Ascomycota, Leotiomycetes, Helotiales, Lachnaceae. The transcript has a single exon.